Synchiropus splendidus (mandarinfish) is the source of this 1766-nucleotide messenger RNA. Its product is annotated as solute carrier family 25 member 44-like. Lineage: Eukaryota; Metazoa; Chordata; Actinopteri; Syngnathiformes; Callionymidae. Gene Ontology annotation, biological process: branched-chain amino acid catabolic process. The transcript has 4 exons. Gene Ontology annotation, molecular function: branched-chain amino acid transmembrane transporter activity. Gene Ontology annotation, cellular component: mitochondrion. The record is from RefSeq and is a predicted model, not a curated record. Bases 278 to 1219 code for a protein of 313 amino acids.
CCCUUGUUGUUUGGGAGUCGCUGUGAAUCCAAGAGAAGAAGAAGAAGAACCGGUCGCUGGUUGCUCACCGCUUCAUAGUUAACGUGAAAUGGCUGUGUGGCUUCUGCUGACAAGAUUCCAUCAUCCGUGUCUUAGAUUGCGUUAAUAUGUAGAUGAUGAUGGCAAGUCGGGCGUUCGACCAGUCGCCGAAUGUCCAGCUGACGUACGUAACGUGUGCGAGGCAAUGACGUCAACAUCUGUCGAAAGAUAGAAGCCAUCUGAUGCCUCGCUAGAGAAGAUGCAGCAGAAGAGGAACAUCCAGAUCAUAGAAUGGGAGGACCUGGACAAAAGGAAGUUCUACUCUUUCGGAGUCUUCAUGACGAUGACCAUUCGGGCCACGGUGUACCCAGCCACCCUGAUCCGCACCCGCCUGCAGGUCCAGAGGGGUAAAUCUCUCUACAGCGGGACCUUUGACGCCUUCUUCAAGAUCUUGAGAACGGAGGGUGUGCGUGGCUUGUACCGGGGCUUCAUGGUGAACACCUUCACCCUCAUUUCAGGACAGGCCUACAUUACCACCUACGAGCUGGUACGAAAGUACGUGUCUGAGUAUUCGGACAGCAACACGGUCAAAUCACUGGUGGCUGGAGGCUCAGCAUCCCUGGUGGCACAGAGCAUCACUGUUCCCAUAGAUGUUGUUUCACAGCAGCUCAUGAUGCAGGGUCAAGGGGAACACCUCACUCGCUUCCGCCUCAAGCCGCAGAAUGGGAAAACGAAAAGACUGUUUGGACAGACGAGAAACAUUGUGGCCCAGAUAUUUGCUGCUGAUGGAUUCCAUGGCUUCUACAGAGGAUAUGUAGCAUCCUUACUCACCUAUAUUCCAAACAGUGCUGUGUGGUGGCCUUUCUAUCAUUUUUACGCUGAACAGCUCUCCAAAAUGGCACCCAGUGACUGCCCUCAUCUGGUUCUCCAAGCCAUGGCAGGACCACUUGCCGCCGCUACUGCUUCGACUGUCACCAAUCCGAUGGACGUCGUCAGAGCCAGAGUUCAGGUUGAAGGACGGACCUCAGUCACUGAAACAUUCAAGCAGCUGAUCACCGAGGAGGGUUUUUGGGGAAUGACCAAAGGACUUUCUGCACGCAUCAUUUCGUCCACUCCCACUGCCAUCGUCAUGGUUGUCGGCUAUGAGACACUGAAAAAACUCAGCUUGAGGCCGGAGCUGGUGGAUUCCAGACAUUGGUAGAAUUUUGUCAGACCCGAGUCGUACGUGAGAGAAGAUCGAGGCUUUAUAGAGGUAAAACCCUUAGUUCACAGUAGCUCAGGAUGAAUUUGAAAAAUGAAAAAAUCAGGGGGAGAUUACUUCUGGCUAAGUACUAAAUACACAUUUGCACCGACCUUGUUCAUGAACAGUGGCAACACUGAGCUGGUGGUCUCCACAGAUCUGCAAGGUUUCUUGUUACAGCUUUGCACAACAAUGAGUUAUAACUGCAACGAACAUGUACGGCACAUCAUCUGCAGUGCUUUUACAAAAUGACUAUCUGUGGUUGGUAACACUGAUGAUGGAUGGAUGGAUUUUAAACAACUUGAUGUAUAGUAUUUCUCUGGAAGCCACCUGUACAUCUUGUAUUUUUUUCCUGUAAAAUGUGAUUCCAUUCUGUGUAAUUAUAAUAUUUAUAUAAUGUGUGUGUUGUUUCAGUGGACUUCAGAAUAACUUGACAUGUGCUUUCCUCCUCUUGUUAGAGUUUCUCCAUGUACUUUGGAGCUGAAUCAGCGCUAAUAUUAUCAAAUGG